Molecule: messenger RNA, 2646 nt
Organism: Magnolia sinica
Lineage: Eukaryota; Viridiplantae; Streptophyta; Magnoliopsida; Magnoliales; Magnoliaceae
Product: pentatricopeptide repeat-containing protein At1g05600-like
Exons: 2
Coding region: 78-1592 (504 amino acids)
Molecular function (GO): protein binding
Source: RefSeq, a predicted model, not a curated record
UUUGACGGUCCUAUGUAAAGACCUUCCUCUUUCUCUCAGCCACAGCACAUCAUCAUCAUCAUCAUCAGUCAUCUUCCAUGAGUAGCAUCAGAUGGCCGAGGCAUCUCAACCCCAUCCACGUGGCCCACCUCAUCCGCCUCCAGAAGAACCCCAUCACUGCCCUCUACAUCUUCAACGAGGCCAAAACCAGGUUCCCCACCACCUACCAUCACAACGGCCCUGUCUACGCCACCAUCAUCUCCAUCCUCGCCAGCUCCAACCAUCUCACCCACAUGAAGCACGUCUUCUACCAGAUGAAAUCCGAUUCCUGCCAGUGCAAGGACUCCACCUUUGCCGACGCAAUCAGAGCCUUCGCCAAAGCGGGCCGCCUCGACGAUGCCAUCGAGCUCUUCGCCAGUAUCCCACAGUUCAAUUGCGUGAAUUGGACUCGUUCCUUCCAUACGCUUCUGCAGAUAAUGCUUUCAGAAGGGGAUCUUGAAAAUGCAUAUAGCCUCUAUUUGGAGAAUUCCAAUAGAUGGGAGGUCAAGAUGGGGAUUCAGUCUUUUAAUCUGCUGUUCGCUGCACUUUGUAGGAUGAACCGUUCCGAUCUCGCGCUUCGGGUGUUUGUGGAAAUGACAGAGCAGUGCUGCUGCCCCGAUCGGGACACGUAUCGGAUUCUGAUGAAGGGAUUAUGUGAUGAUGGGAGAUUAGACGAUGCGGUCCACCUGCUUUACUCUAUGUUCUGGAGGAUCUCGCAGAAGGGGUGUGGUGCUGAUGUUGUUGUUUAUAGGAUUCUUCUUGAAGCUCUCUGCGAUCGUGGGGAGUUCGAAGAGGCUGAGAGGAUACUCGGGAAGGUUUUGAGGAAGGGAUUGAAGGCUCCCAAGCGUUGGUGCCGGGUGCCAGAUCUUGGGGCUGAUUUUACGAGCCAUGGGAGUUUGGAUGCAGUUAAGGGUUUGAUCAAUGAUGCUUUGGUUACAGGUGGGGUUCCGAGUUUGGCGAGCUAUAGUGCUGUAAUUGUUGAUCUUUACUCCGAGGGGAAGAUUGAGGAUGCAGAUCGCCUGUUCGAUGAGAUGUGUGAAAGAGGGUUUAGGCCAUCAGUUUUGAUGUACGAAGCAAAGAUAGCGGCAUUGUGUCGAGAUGGGAGGGCAGGAGAUUCAGCAAAGGUGGUGGAAGAGGAGAUGAUGGAGAAGAAUUGCGUUCCCACAGUGAGGACGUAUAAUGCAGUGAUGGGAGGCCUUUGUAAGGCAGGGAUGUCAAUGCAGGCUGUUGGGUAUUUGGAGAGGAUGGGUAGGCAGGUGGGAUGUGUGGCGGAUCAGACGACGUAUGAGAUUUUGGUCGAUGGGUUGUGCUGUGAAGGACGGUUCAUUGAGGCGGGACGUAUAAUGGAGAGGAUGGUGGAUAGAAGGUGUUGGCCUUGUAAGGCUACUUUCAAUAGGCUAAUCAGUGGGCUAUGCAUGAUGGGUAGGAGAUAUGAGGCUGUGCUAUGGCUAGAGGAGAUGGUCAGCCAAGGAAAGACGCCUGAGGUGUUUGUGUGGAACUCUCUGGUGGCUGCAUUCUGCUGCGAUGCCGAUUAUGUGGAGUUACUUCCCCUAAUGAUGCUUGAAGAGGACUGAGGCUUUGGGUGUAUAAAUGAUCUUCAUGUCUUUCAAAUUGCUGCAAUCUGGAUGGGAGAUUGCUUGGAAAUUGCAGCAAUUGGAUGAUUCUAGUUGUCCCAUCAGUGGCCUCGAGGUUAGUUUGUUAGACACAGUGGGCCACAUUCAAGGAAAGUCGCCAGAACUGUUUUAACUCUCUAGCGACUGCAUUCUGCUGCGAUGCAGAUGGUGUGGAUUUGCUUCAGCAACUGAUGCUUGAAGAGGAUUGAGGAUUGGGGCCUGUAAAUGUUCAUGUUACUCCAACUUCCUGCAACUUGGUUGGGAGAGUUUUUGGAAAUUGCAAGGAUUAGGUGAUCAUAGCCAUCCGAUUAGUGGCCCUAGGAUUAAUUUGUUAGAAACAAUGGGUCACAUUCAAGGAAAGACACCAGAGGUGGUUGUGAACCGUCUGGUGGCUGCAUUCUGCUGUAAUGCAGAUUGGGUGUAGUUGCUUCAUCAGCUGAUACCUGAAGACGAUCAAUGAUUUAGGUGUAUAAAUGAUGUUCAUGUUCUUCCAGCUUGUCGCAAUUUGGAUGUGAGAUUGCUUGGAAAUCCCGAGGAUUGGAUGCUUGUAGCCAUCUGAUUAGUGGCCUUGGGAAUAAUUUGUUAGAAACAAUGGGCCACAUUCAAUGGAAUGGGAUGCUCAUUGUUAAAGCUUUGAUGUGCAAGUUGAGCUGGAGGUUAUACUUUAUGAGAUUGUUGCAUAGUGUUAGAGGGAAAUUUUCAAUUAUGUAGCAUCAGUUGCUUCAUCAUGGAUUUGAGUUAAUAGUCAUGUGUAAGUGGUCAGUGGAGAUCAGUAAUUAAGCAAGUCGACCCCAGCCAUCUGAUUAGUGGCCUUAAAGUGGUGGUUAGAAACAGCGGUCUACACUCAAUGGACAAAAUCGGCAUUGUGGGAUCGUUACUCGGCCCACCCAUGUUAUUGCUGUGUCAGAUUUCCAAUCAGUGCAGAUGAGAUAUGAUGUGACUUUAUCGAUGAUGGAGUGCGAGGAAUGAUCAUAUAGAUUCUGAGUGCCGAUAUGGUUGAGCUAUUUAAGGCCCA